Diatraea saccharalis (sugarcane borer) is the source of this 1444-nucleotide messenger RNA. NCBI's taxonomy places the organism in Eukaryota, Metazoa, Arthropoda, Insecta, Lepidoptera, Crambidae. The record is from the annotation of a GenBank genome assembly.
UCUUACAGUAUUCAUAAUACCGCAGCGAUGGGUGAUGGCUAUAAUGGGCUUUUUGGCGGUGGCGAAUGCGUACACUAUGCGCGUAUGCCUGAACAUUGCCAUCACACAGAUGGUGCGGAGGCGGCAUAACGCUGUCGGCGUCGACGACGGCGCAUGUCCCGGUGAAGUUGACGAAAUUUCUCCCGACACAGCUGAAAUAAUUGGUUUCGAUUGGAGCGAGGAGACGCAAGGUAUCAUACUCAGCUCGUUCUAUUACGGGUAUAUAGUUACUCAUCUGCCUGGUGGUAUGCUUGCUGAGCGAUUCGGUGGAAAGUACUCUUUAGGAUUCGGAGUGCUUAGUACAGCAUUCUUCACUUUAUUGACGCCGUGGACUGUUCAUGUUGGAGGAGCAACUGGACUUAUUGUGCUCAGGGUUUUAGAAGGGCUUGGUGAAGGUACAACAUUUCCAGCUCUAAAUGCUUUACUAGCACGAUGGGCUCCUGUAUCCGAGAGGGGACGAAUGGGGUCUUUAGUAUUUGGCGGUGCGCAAAUAGGAAACAUAGCUGGUACUUAUUUAUCAGGCCUCGUGAUGAAGGAGACUGGGGAGUGGCAAUCAGUGUUCUACCUAUUUGGUUCCAUCGGCAUACUAUGGUUUAUAUUAUGGGCCGUACUCUGCUACAAUGAUCCUGAAUCUCAUCCUUUUAUAUCGGAUAAAGAAAAGAAAUAUUUAGAAGAGGCAUUGGGCAGGAACCGAAGCAAUCAACCGUCUUCCAUACCGUGGAAACCGAUUUUCAUGUCGGUUCCACUUUGGGCUCUUGUGUGUGCUCAGAUUGGCCACGAUUACGGCUACUUCACUAUGGUGACAGACUUGCCCAAGUACAUGACUGGUGUGUUGAAGUUCGACAUCCACCGCACGGGUACAUUAGCAGCAUUACCUUAUGCUGUCAUGUGGGUCAGCUCCAUCAUCUUCGGCUGGAUGUGCGAUAAGAUUGUGAAGAAGAACUGGAUGACAGUCACCAACGCUAGGAAAACUUUCACCACUAUCGCAUCCGUUGGACCAGGCAUUUGUAUGAUCCUGGCAUCGUACUCUGGUUGUAAUACAGAUUCUGUUGUCAUUCUGUUUACCACAUCCAUGGGGUUGAUGGGUGCUUUCUACCCCGGUAUGAAGGUCAACGCUUUGGACUUGAGUGGGAAUUUCGCGGGAACAAUCAUGGCCAUCGUGAACGGAAUAGGAGCUAUAACUGGAAUUAUAGCGCCCUUUUUAGUAGGAUUGCUAACCCCUGAUAGUACAUUAGUGCAAUGGAGACUGGUCUUUUGGAUAGCACUAGCAGUCUUCAUAGUGACCAACUUAGUAUUCGUUGCAUGGGCAUCGGGCGACGAACAAUGGUGGAAUAACACAACUGAAGACCCUAAGAAACAGCAAGAAGUAGAAGCUAAUAGAUCAGUCAACGCCGAAGUUAAAUUG